AUGACUGCACUGAAACAGCUUGAUCUCAGGAACAACCAACUGAAAGGUGAGAUACCAGCAACCAUCUCAUUCCUCCGGAAUCUCAACCAUCUUGCACUGGGCACCAACAAAUUCACGGGUACCAUACCUCUAAACCUUGGCCGCUGGCAGCCACUCCGUCUCAUUGGAAGUUCCCAGCUGCUGGUGGAACUUGCAACACCUAAAAUUUAUGGAUCUGUCAAGAAAUGCCUUUUUGGCAAACUUCCAACUGCAAGGAACCAUAUCUUUUCUCUUGAAUGGCUGAACCUGGCAAAAAACAAUUUUCAUGGAGAGUUUCCGUCUGUCAUACAGAAAUGUGAGAACCUAGCCACACUCGACCUUGAGGGAAAUAGAUAUGACAGCAUAAUUCCUUCAUGGUUAGGUGUGAAAAAUCCAUGGCUAAGGAUUAUUCAAUUAAGGUCAAAUAUGUUUUAUGGGAAUAUUCCAAGGAAGUUAUCACAACUUGCUUAUCUCCAGCUUCUUGACUUAGCUGACAACAACCUCACUGGUUCUAUACCAACUGAGUUUGCCAACUUGAAAUCCAUGAGGCAACAAAAUAUGAAACAGUCUAUCAUAUUUCAAUAUCAGUAUUUUGGACAAAUUGAUGUAAACUGGAAGGGUCAUUAUUAUGAGGUAUUUCAGAGAACAGUUUCUCUGAUUACAGAAAUGGACCUAUCGAGCAACUUCCUCACUGGUGAAAUACCGACAGAGAGAUCAAAUUUACACAGCCUCAAGUUCAUAAAUCUGUCAUGGAAUCAUCUAUCUGGCAGUAUUCCAAAAGAUAUUGGUGACUUGAAGUUCCUAGAAUCUCUCGACUUUUCAUGGAAUCAACUAACAGGCACUAUCCCAUCAAGCAUCGCAAACUUGAUGUCUCUUAGUUCUUUGAAUCUCUCCAGCAACCAUCUAUCAGGUGAGAUUCCCAAAGGAAAUCAACUCCAGACACUCGAUGACCCUUCUAUUUAUGUUAAUAAUUCUGGGCUGUGUGGCUUUCCUUUGAGCAUAGCUUGUCCAAGUGAUUCAAGCUCAGUACCAUCGUUUGAUGAGAAGGGAUAUCACAAAGAUCUUGGCGAAUUAUGGUUACACUAUUGGGUAGCUGCUGGGUUUAUCUUCGGAAUAUGGCUUUGGCUUGGAGUUCUAGGUUUCUGUAAGCCUUGGAGGAUAGCAAUCUUUGACUGUGUGGACAAGAUGUAA
This is a messenger RNA of Miscanthus lutarioriparius, 1209 nucleotides long. The record is from the annotation of a GenBank genome assembly. Lineage: Eukaryota; Viridiplantae; Streptophyta; Magnoliopsida; Poales; Poaceae.